UUUGGUAGCUUCACUUGGACUGAUGGGACUCGAAAUGUUGUCAUUCCUUUGUCUGUUAGGAAUCGUGUUUCGAUGCUAAAAUGUUAUGUUAUUUUGUUUUCUUUUAUCUUUUUUUAUAAAAAAAAACAAAUAAUAGGAAAUGUAAUCAUAUGAAAUUAUUAAUUCAGUCGUUUCGUUUUGGCGAACACAAAAGAGAAGAAGAAAACUUUACCGCUGCCGAUCUCCCUCCGUGGUGGGCCGUGCUCGUCACCGCCACUAUGUGAGGGAGGAUCUCCUCCGCCUCCUUAGUUUAAUCUAAGUUUUAUUUGGUUUCUUGUCUUUUUGGGUGAGGGUUUCCUUCUCAGUCCGGUGAGUGCUAGUUUGGCUCUGUCUCAAGUAGUCUGUGCUUGUCCCUUGGUGGCUUGUCUUCCUUGGUGCGUCGCUUGACAUAGUACGGUGGUUGGUUCAGUUCUUGGUCCAGAUCUACCGGAUCUUGGGUUGAUAAAUUUGUAGGGUCUUGGAGUCUUUUGUGGCUGUUUCGGUGCUUGGAUCCCUUUAGUAUCUGUCGGUUUGGUGCGGAGGGGUAUGUUUCUUUGAGGCUUUUUUUUUGCAACAGUGAAGCGUCCCGAGGAUACUUUGGUUGCUACUGGCUUCUCUCCGGUGAAAAGGUCUGAUUUGAGGUGUAUUGUUCUUCAUCCUGCUGUGUGGUCUGGUGGGUGGACCUGUUUCUGUUCUUUGGUUUGGUUGUCAAGCUCUCAUGUGUUGGUGGUCUGUCCUUAUUGGAGGUUCAUCCUCGUUUCGUUUGGCUAUCUCCUUGUAAGCUUCCGGUGGUUCUAAGUUUCAUGGUUAUUAUCUCUUCCGUGCUCUCUUUUGAGCUCUCAGUAAUGUGGGAAUUUAAGUUUCGAAAUUUGCCUGGUUGUUUAUGUGCCCCGUGUGUGGGUUUAAGGAUCCCUUUUUAUGGGUUUUUGUUUCCCUUCUUAUGGGAUUUAGUUUCUGGGGAUAUCUUCUUCCUUCAGCUUAUGUAGUAAACUAUGUAUUACACUUUGUUGUUCUAAAAUAAUCCAAUUUGAGAAAAAAAAAAAAGGAAAUGUAAUCAUAUUCUCUUUCUUUGACUCUAACUGAAACCACAUCAAUAAUAACAAACUGAGACUAAGAUUCUCUCUCUCUCUCUCUCUCUUAACAUGAGAAGCAGCUAUAUAACUCAUGCCUUUUAACCAUAAACAAGAAAAGAAACACUUCUGUGUGAAAAUUAUCGGAGAAGAAGGAAAAAUAAUGGGCGGAGGAAACAAAUUUCAAGAACCAGUCAAGAUUAACCGUAGGAGACAAGUAAGGAAAGAGAAGGAAGAAGAUGAAGUCAAUGAAAGCUUCAAAUCGCCAAAUCUUGAAGCUGAGAGACGUAGAAGAGAGAAGCUACAUGGUCGGCUUAUGGCUCUGCGAUCUCAUGUUCCAACUGUCACAAACAUGACUAAAGCGAGUAUUGUUGAAGAUGCGAUUACUUACAUAGGAGAGCUUCAGAAGAUUGUUGAGAAUCUUACAGAGAAGCUUCAUGAAAUGGAAGAAACUCCUCUUGAGAUUUAUGAACAACAAACGGUUCAUACUAUAAAACCUGAGGUUGAAGCUAUUGAUUUGAAAAUGGAGAUGAAGAAAACGGGAAUCGAGGAGAAUGUGCAGUUUUGUAAGAUUGGGAAGAGGAAGUUUUGGUUAAAGAUCACAACUGAGAAGAGACCUGGGAUCUUUACUAAAUUCAUGGAGGUUAUGUGCCUGUUGGGAUUUGAGAUCAUUGACAUUACUCUAGCUACUUCAAAUGGAGCAAUUAUUAUUAGUUCCUCUGUUCAGAUACUUCAGGGACUAUGUGAUGGUGACUCUGUUGAUCCUCAACAGACAAAGGACUUUCUGUUGGAAGUCAUGAGAAGCAAUCCAUGAGUAAUACAUCUUGGAACUUUUCUAGCUAAUAAAGAUUUCCCUUGAUUCACAAUUUUUAAUCCUAGUUUAAUGUGAAAUGAUUCAGAUGAAACAGAGCCUCAUCUUAUCUCAUCUGUUUCUGCAAAAUGUUGUUAAUUAGCCUCUGUUUCUGCCUUAGUCCAGUGUUGAUUGAACC
Molecule: messenger RNA, 2077 nt
Organism: Brassica napus (rape)
Lineage: Eukaryota; Viridiplantae; Streptophyta; Magnoliopsida; Brassicales; Brassicaceae
Product: transcription factor DYT1-like
Exons: 3
Coding region: 1183-1902 (239 amino acids)
Biological process (GO): regulation of DNA-templated transcription
Cellular component (GO): nucleus
Molecular function (GO): sequence-specific DNA binding; DNA-binding transcription factor activity; protein dimerization activity
Source: RefSeq, a predicted model, not a curated record